This is a messenger RNA of Hippocampus zosterae (dwarf seahorse), 3039 nucleotides long. It is a transcript of the gene slc35g1, whose product is annotated as solute carrier family 35 member G1. Gene Ontology annotation, biological process: calcium ion export across plasma membrane; regulation of cytosolic calcium ion concentration. Gene Ontology annotation, cellular component: endoplasmic reticulum membrane; plasma membrane. Lineage: Eukaryota; Metazoa; Chordata; Actinopteri; Syngnathiformes; Syngnathidae. The transcript is spliced from 5 exons. The record is from RefSeq and is a predicted model, not a curated record. Bases 1067 to 2293 code for a protein of 408 amino acids.
CGUGGCUUGAUGGUGGGCCAACGAUUGGGACUCUGCUACCAUUUAGCAACCGAAAAACAUGCUCCAAAGUGAGAAUGGCAUCCGUUCCGUUGUCACCGCUUCCACAGCGCGCAAUGAAGAAUCCACUCAGCUCUUCUCUCUCGCUUACGCAAGACUCGACGCGUGAUGCCGACACUGGCGGCGGGGCUUUUCGGAUGAAUGGCUCACUAGAAGCGUCCCGCUGUGUCGCCCGCCUCGCUCCCUUUCACUGCACUCUUGCCCCUUUUUCGCCCUCACUGACAAAAGCAUUGUUGGGAGUUGCACUACCUGUGCAUUCGCACGGUCCUCGCGUCGGGAAUCACAAUGCAAUCCUGAAAACGCUUCACACUACCCGCAACAAUUGGCCAAAUAGGAUUUUUACUUGACACUGUACAAAUAAUGGAAUUUAUACCGCACAGCGUUUGGAGGUAGAAAUGACCACACUCUUGUGGGGUUUUUUUUUUUGUUGUCACUUAGUGAUGUUAGCGACAGUAUGAUGUUGAGUGUCAUUAAAACAAAAAUCGAAAAUUCCAACGUUCUUUUUUUUUCAGUUACUCUGUGCGUGUGUAUCCAAUUUCAGUGUGCAGGGAAGUUUCUCUACUUUUUGGUUAGAUGUCAUGUGUACGUUACAGGCGUAAAAGUAUGCGAGGGUUAAGUACAGAGUGCGACUGCUUUGCCACCUCCGAUUAAGGGAUUCAAGUGUCAGCAUUGUGACAAACCAUACGUUUAUUCGAUCGUUUGGUGGGCCUAAGUAACGUUCUGUGCGUCAGGUGUUGGUGCAAACGUGACACGAGCGUGGUCCUGGCCACCCCCCGCCUCCAGCAAACCGGGGGCGUGAACGUCGGGGACUGUUUCGGUUGUCCAUCGGGCUGACGGAGCGGCUUCAUUUCUUCUCCCCCCUGUGGCGAAAGUCAUCAUUGCAUGCGAGUCGGCGACCGGUCCGGGCAAGGUUAGUCAUUAACUUGGCCUUUCCAGCCACUUCUGGGGAACCAAGGGCCGGCUCGUCGCCGCGUCGAGGCAUGCUGCCGCCCGGUGCUCACAUCUUACCAUGGCUGACCGCGACCGUUGCCCACCGGAGAGCGCCUUAGUCGCGCCCGAUCACGUCACGGUGGCGUUCCACAAAGUUGCCAGUCAUGGCGAAAAUCGCGGCGGCGACGGCGGCCGCUGGUGCGGGGACUGCGAGCCGACGAAGGAGGCGACUCGCUCGCGAGCGUGGCGGGACCUCGACGGCGAUGCUGAAGAGGACGCGGCCGCUUGUAAGUCGCCGGAGGACGGCGAGAGGGAGACGCUGUGCCCGUCGCCGGCGGCGCGCGUCACCACGAAGCCAGCAUCCGCCGACCGGAGCGCCAGCCAAGGGAAACAAAAGCGGUUUCCGGGCCUCGGCUUGUUCUACGCCUUUUUGUCCACCGUCUUCUUUUCCAUCAUCUCACUCUUGGUGAAGACCAUCCAGGGAGUGCACGCCAUCGAGAUCAGCGGCAUCCGCUGCUUCUUCCAGAUGCUCUUCAUCGUGCCCUUGCUCAUUUACCACAAGACAGGCUUCCUGGGCCCCCGGGACAAACGUCCAUAUCUGAUGCUGCGGGGCUUCCUGGGCUCCAACGCCAUGAUCCUGCUCUUCUACGCCGUGCAGCAGAUGCCGCUGGCCGACGCCACCGUCAUCAUGUUCAGUAAUCCGGUGUUCACCUCGCUGCUGGCCUGGGUCUUCCUGAAGGAAAAGUGUACAAUGUGGGACUGCGCGUUCACCGUCUUCACCUUGACCGGGGUCAUCCUCAUCGCCCGGCCGCCGUUCCUCUUUGGGCAACGCAUCCAAGGCAUUGAGGGAAACUACACAAACCACAUCAAGGGCACCAUCGCCGCUUUUGCGGGAGCGAUCGGGGCCGCGUGCACCAUGGUUGUCCUGCGCAAGAUCGGGAAGAGCGUCCACUACUACCUCUCGGUGUGGUAUUACGCCGUGAUCGGCUUCGUCGAGUGCGUCAUCACCGUCAGCAUCCUCGGGGAGUGGAAAAUCCCCUCGUGCGGCCAAGACCGCUGGAUGCUGAUGCUGAUCGCCGUGCUGGGCAUCGCCGGCCAAAGCUUCCUGACCAAAGCCCUGCAGCUGGAGAAGGCCGGCCCCGUGGCCCUGACCAGGACGGUGGACGUGGUGCUGGCCUUUUUCUUCCAGUUCGUUUUCUUGGGCCGCGCGCCCAGCUGGUGGAGCCUCGGGGGGGCCCUGUGCAUCGUGUUGAGCACCAGCGGCGUGGCCUUGCGCAAGUGGUACAUCAACUCACGCAAGAGCUGAAAGCAAGUAUUCUCCCUCUCAUUGCUAUUUAUUGCUUUUCGGUCUCACUCGCUACUCUUUGUCUUGAUUUCUCCUGUACCCUAUUUGUCAUGAACAGCAAACCUCAUUGAACCAAAAGCCGAGUCGAACCACAUAAAAAUUUAAACCCAGUCCCGUUAAAAAAAAAAAAAAAAAGACUCCAAAGGUGACACAUCACACUUCGGGCUCCUAACUGAUGUGGUCUCGUUCUGUACGGUAUCGGAGAAUUUCGUACUUUGGUAUCGGCGCAUGCCUAAUUUAACUAACCAUUGAAAAACGUGACGAACCUGAAAUAGGGAAGGUUCGAGCUGCUUAGAGCAACACAUUGGCUUUGAACAUGAAAACAGAAACCCAAAUGAAACGUCAUUCAGAACAGAGCCAGACUUUAGGAGGGCAACGGUUACUGAUUUGGAUUGUGUUGUAACAUGAGUGCUUGCGCGAGACCUCGUUACAGGAAGUUGUCAUUUUCUUGACCUUUCGAAUGAAGCGGAACGGUCUGUACUCUUGCGCACUAUAGUGAAGACUGCCGCUGCUGCCUUGGGUCCUGUGGCGUGAAACGUGUAUUUACACUUAUUUAUUUUCUCUGUUCUUUAUGUGCAAUGCAAAAAAAAGUGAAAAUGUGAGUAGCACCACAGUGAAACUGUUUGAUUAAAGACAGCCUAAGCUCGUCGAGCCUAAAUGAAGUCACUAAAGCCAGCAUUGGGACCAUUCACACUGUGCCCCCCCCC